AUGCUGAACCUCAUGGAUCCCUCCGAGACGCCCGUUAGGUGGCAAUUUAUCGACUCUUCCAACAACAGUCGCAGUAACCUGACUCAAGUCAAGCGCCAUGUCAUGCAAGAGUACAUGCGCCAGAAGAAAGGCAGUCCACGACAGAGUGAAAGCGACGAGGAGCGUCCGCAGCCCAAGCGCGGGCGACCUAGGAAACCUCGAGCAAAACGGGCGGCAAAGAAGGCCAAAUCAGAUAGUGACAGCAAGGAGCGCAAGGCCCAACCCAAAUCAAAGGACGUUUUAGCAGAACCUGCAGACGAGGAGAUCGUACGGGACAUCCCGGGCUUCACGUCCACCCAAGCUAGUGAGGCCAGCGAGAGCAUCUUAUUCCUCCCCUUUCGACCAUCCCAUCCCGAUGCCUUUUACCAGGACUAUGUGUCUGGUUAUAACACACCCAACGAGGCUAUCGAUUUUAAUGACUUUCUAUGGUCGUCCGCACCGACGACCCCCGACCAACUCAUGCAGUCGCCCAAAACCAUCAUGAGUGCGGCGCGGACGGAUCCGUUUAAUACCCUGCCCAUCGACCUGGAUGAAGAUGGACAGCGACUGUUCGACUUCUACGUGAAUACGAUGCCAGCCUGCUCAUACGGGUCGCAUUUCCGAACGGCCAAGGCCCACAACUGGUACACGGCCGUGUUCGUGCCCGAGGGCAUGAAAGGCUCCGUCGCGUUCCAAAACACCAUUAUCGUCCACGCGGCAAAUACCUGGUCCUGGGUGCGCAACGAAGGCCAGACUCCAAAUACACUGCUGCACCGGGAUCGGGCCGUCACGAUGCUCCGCGAGCACAUUGCCCAGAACCCGCACGAUAUCUCCGAUGUGGCCAUCAUCUCCUGUCUCAGCGCUGCAGCCCUCGAGGACUUCGAUCCGCGUCCAGGCCGUAAGGAAAUCAGCUGGAUUCACAUGCGGGCUGCACGGGAGAUGAUCCGGGCACGUGGAGGCCCUGCCGCGUUCGCAAAGACACGUCUGGGGAUGCUCAUCAACUGGCAGGAUUACAUCUUGUCCGGGUACGAGACUCACGGCCCAAGCUUCUACUACGAAUAUGAACAGCCGACAUUCCAGGAGAAUGUGCCACCCCAGUCCAAUUUCCAUUCAAUGCCAUCACCCCCAUACUCCACCUCGUCUGCACACUCGGUCUCUCCCUGCCCGGAGCCGCAGGCAGUCCCCAUCCCAACAUCCCCAGUAGACGAGAUCAAAUUCCAAUGUGAAGAAUUCCUCGACUUCCUUCGCCGCUGCGAACAGCUCGCCCUGUACCAGCGCGACAACCCUGAAGCUCUCCACAUCUCCCGACAAGCAAUUCUCCAACCGACAUGUCUUCUCCACCGAGUCCUCGCUGCACCCCCCGGCGCCAGGUUCUCCACCUCAGGCGACCGCAAACAAAUGGUCGCGCGCCUCGUUGCGCUCAUGAUCCUCAACGCAGCCCUAUGGGACUACCGGUACACUCCGGCCCGCGUGGGACUUUUCCUCACUACGCUUGAGAAAGCCAUGAUCGACAGCGAAGUCGACAUGAGUGGCUCCGUCGAGGCUAUUCUCCAAAUUCUCCUCGAGUGUAAUGAUGGCAAUGUCGAGGAACUGUCGACCGGUUACUUCGAUACUGCCUCGCUGGGAGAACCUGAUGUCCCGGAUUACUCCCAGUACUCUCCGACGGCGAGUUCGCCUUCUGACCGCCCAUGGUUCGCUGGUCGGAUGCUCAAGAUCGCGAAACGGUUGCGCUCGGAGUCGUGGUAUCGCGUUAGUGAGUUUUUGUUUUCGUGCUUGACUCUGCAGGUUCAAGAGUCGAGUAUGGUGUUUUGGGAGGGGGAACUUCGACAGGAAAUUUUGGAUGCCCCACUGACGAGUUAUCACAUGCGCUCAUUGAUUGAGUGA
Molecule: messenger RNA, 1902 nt
Organism: Penicillium olsonii
Lineage: Eukaryota; Fungi; Ascomycota; Eurotiomycetes; Eurotiales; Aspergillaceae
Source: the annotation of a GenBank genome assembly